Molecule: messenger RNA, 1448 nt
Organism: Cajanus cajan (pigeon pea)
Lineage: Eukaryota; Viridiplantae; Streptophyta; Magnoliopsida; Fabales; Fabaceae
Product: pectate lyase
Molecular function (GO): pectate lyase activity
Source: RefSeq, a predicted model, not a curated record
GUUCCCCACUCUCUAGCUCCCACUUUUCCAUUACUCUUAACAAAGAGAGAAGAGCAAAAAUGGCUACACUUUCAUGCUUCCUUAUUCUUUUUGCUUUUUCUCUUCUGACACCCCAUUUUGUUUCUUCCUCAGCAGUUCGAGACCCUGAAUUGGUUGUGCAAGAGGUACAAAGAAGCAUCAAUGCCUCUAGGAGGAACUUGGGUUAUUUAUCAUGUGGAACAGGCAACCCCAUUGACGAUUGCUGGCGCUGUGACCCUAAUUGGGAGAACAACCGUCAAAGGCUAGCCGACUGCGCCAUAGGGUUCGGCAAGGACGCCAUCGGAGGGAAGCACGGUCGAAUUUACGUCGUCACCGAUUCUGGUGACGACGAUGCUGUAAACCCUAAACCCGGAACCCUAAGAUACGGAGCCAUACAAGACGAGCCACUUUGGAUAAUCUUCAAGAGGGACAUGGUGAUAACCCUAAAAGAAGAGCUUCUAGUGAACUCCUUCAAGACAAUAGAUGGAAGGGGUGCAAGUGUCCACAUUGCUGGUGGGGGAUGCAUCACCAUACACUAUGUGAGCAACAUCAUCGUGCAUGGCAUCCACAUUCAUGAUUGCAAGCCCACGGGGAACACCAACAUUAGAGACUCGCCACAUCACUCGGGGUUUUGGACUGUUUCCGAUGGUGAUGGUGUGUCCAUCUUUAAUUCCAAGCAUGUGUGGGUUGAUCAUUGCUCCUUGUCUAAUUGUCGUGAUGGGCUCAUUGAUGCCAUACAUGGAUCCACGGCUAUCACCAUAUCUAAUAACUACAUGACCCAUCAUGACAAGGUUAUGCUUUUGGGACACAGUGAUUCGUACACACAAGAUAAGGACAUGCAGGUCACUAUUGCCUUCAAUCAUUUUGGAGAAGGGCUUGUACAAAGAAUGCCCAGGUGUAGACAUGGCUAUUUCCAUGUUGUGAACAACGACUACACACACUGGGAAAUGUAUGCAAUUGGUGGGAGUGCCAACCCUACCAUCAACAGCCAAGGGAACAGGUUCCUUGCACCUAACAACAGGUUCAGCAAGGAGGUGACCAAGCAUGAGGAUGCUCCACAGAGUGAGUGGAUAGGGUGGAAUUGGAGAUCAGAGGGUGACAUGUUCUUGAAUGGAGCAUACUUCAGGCAAUCUGGUGCUGGUGCUUCUUCCAGCUAUGCUAGGGCUUCAAGUCUCAGUGCAAGACCAUCUUCUCUUGUUGGAUCCAUGACCACCACUGCUGGUGCACUUACAUGUAGAAAGGGCACUCGUUGCUGAUCAUGAUCUCACUUUGAUUAUUAGCAAAGAAAUGAAAUGUAACUGCAGGGAGCAAAGAGAAAUUAAUAUGUAUAAUUUAUAUGUAUUAAUUUAACCUUAUGCUUAAUUUGCUUCACUUGCGGUUACCUAAUAUAUUAUUAAUAGCAAUUAAGUUUAUACCCAGUUGUUUAUUUA